Zonotrichia leucophrys gambelii is the source of this 1617-nucleotide messenger RNA. RefSeq names its product serine/threonine-protein kinase PAK 3-like. Lineage: Eukaryota; Metazoa; Chordata; Aves; Passeriformes; Passerellidae. Gene Ontology annotation, molecular function: protein serine/threonine kinase activity; ATP binding. Gene Ontology annotation, cellular component: cytoplasm. The record is from RefSeq and is a predicted model, not a curated record. Gene Ontology annotation, biological process: protein phosphorylation; intracellular signal transduction; regulation of MAPK cascade.
AUGGAAGGCCUGAGUGUCAGAGCAGCCCAAGGCCUUGCUCUGAUCAGGAGAAUCCUCCUGGUUGCCGCCUUUGUCAGUAGGCAGUUGCCCACUGACAAGAGCCUUGUCUUUCCUAAUGUUGUGGCAAACUCGCACAACACUGGAACAAUGUUUCACCACCGGGCCAUGGCAGCUUUUGCUGCCUAUGGCGUGUCCUUUUCUAUCUAUUAUGUGACACACUUCACCCGUCACCUGAGGCGUGUAUUCAGAGGUGCUGAUCCUGAGACGACAGAACCAAGAGCCGUCUCUCCCCUGGCUCCCGCUGCUCCUGGAGAAGAAUCCAGAGAGGAGCGAACUGAGGUGGAUGAGCGCCAGCCUCCAUCAGUGGUCACACCAGAGCCUGGAUAUUCUGAAGCUGUGCUUCUAGAGAGAGAGCAGGAGCAGACUGCUUCAACUGAGAUGCCAUGCCAGACUCAGGGAGAGCUGUUCCCAGCCCGAGAGCAGGAAGAGCAGCUCGGGCAGCAGGUGGAAGAGCCACAGGAGAAAGGCCAGAACAUCAAGGCAGAGCCACAAGCAGAGCUGCCUGAAGCUCAGAGUGCCAUCAUGGCAGUGAAGGGGAGGAACAAGGAAGACAUGGGAAUUCAAGAGGAGAAUCUUGAUCAGCAGAGGGGCGAUCAUCACAACCAGGUGAGUGAAAGAAUGGCAGCCAUUCCACUCCCAAGGCUUCCUCUCCCUCCUUGUUUACAGAACAUCAAGGAAUACCUGCAGGCAGAGCUGCAGAAAACUGAUGCCAAGAUUAAGGCCUUGGAGAAGUGGCUUGAGGAAGACAUGGAAAUCAUCAGAGAGGAAGCUAUCUGCCUCCCUCAGGCUCUAGAAAACCAAGUGGCCAUAAAGAAAAUAAAUAUUCAAGGACUGAAGAGGAAGCAAGUAACCGUUAAUGAAAUCAAGCUCAUGAAGUGCUACAGGAGUCCUAAUGUUGUGAAUUAUUUAGACAGCUACCUUGUGGGUGAGGAACUCUGGCUGAUUAUGGAGUACAUGGAUGGAGGCACCUUGAGAGAUGUCAUCAAUGAGUGUGACAUCUUUGAAAGCCACAUUGCAGCCAUCAGCCGGGAGUGCCUACAAGGACUGCAUUUUCUUCACUCAAACCAUGUGAUCCAUCGAGACGUGAAGAGCAGAAACAUCCUUCUCAGAACCGACGGUUCUGUCAAGCUGGGUGAUUUUGGUCUCUCUACUCAGCUCAGCCCUGAGCAGAGCAGACGGUGCUCGGUAGUCGGGACUCCUUGGUGGAUGGCACCUGAAGUGGUGACACGUCAACCAUAUGGUCCCAAAGUGGACAUAUGGUCUUUCGGAAUUGUGGGGAUUGAAAUGACAGAUCAAGAACCUCCUUACUGGAGUGAAAGUUCUGGCACGGCUAAACUCAUGAUAGCCAUAAAAAGGUCCCCACGGCUGCGGCAGCCCAACCGAUUCUCGCCUUGCCUGCGUGACUUCCUGAGCUGCUGCCUGCAGAGAGACGAGGAGCAGCGCUGGUCUGCCAGGGAGCUCCUGCAGCAUCCAUUUGUAACAUCAGCCAAGCCAGCAGCCACCCUGGCACCACUCAUCAAGUCAGUGAAGAGGAGGAGAGACAUGCGAAAACUGUGA